Messenger RNA from Penicillium cataractarum, 1254 nucleotides. RefSeq lists its product as uncharacterized. The transcript is spliced from 2 exons. Lineage: Eukaryota; Fungi; Ascomycota; Eurotiomycetes; Eurotiales; Aspergillaceae. The record is from RefSeq and is a predicted model, not a curated record. The coding region runs from base 1 to 1254 and encodes 417 amino acids.
AUGUCGACCGGACGCAAGGUCUUUCAUUGCGCCGUGGACGAGACGGCCUUGACCACCAACAUCAGCGAGAUCAAGAAAUGGACCACCAACGGCGCCAUCGAUCUCAUUGUCCCUCUUUACACCCUCGAACGGCUCCAUGCUCUUAAGCGGGCAGGAUCGCAAACCGCCAUCAAUGCCCGCGAGGCUGUUCGCUUCCUCGACCGAGUUACCUCUGGCAAAGACCAUAUCACCGCCGACCGUGUCACCCUGCAAGGUCCCAUGGAACAGUAUGAGCGCUGGGAGGAUGCAGAGAAAUUCUUCUUGCCCGAAUUCGAGGAGGAACCCGAGGCGAUUGACGAGGCGGAAUCUACCGAGUCCGCGCCCGAAGAAUCUCAAAGGAAUAAUGGAACCUCCGGUCAGGACGACCUGUCGCAGAUGCUGCUGAGCAAGUUGAACUUUAAGAAAGACGCCGAGGCCGCAUCUAUCACCUCGGCCGGUUCUCCCAGUGGACCAGGGUCGCGCACUUCGUCUCGCAGCUCGCGCACCAGCCCCGAGUGUGCUCAACACGAGAAUGGUACUGCCAAUAAAGCCGAAAAGCCCAAGUCCGGACACCAGCGCACCGAAUCUGGCUCUACCAUCCCAAUCGCUCCGCCCGUGUUGCGCCCUUUGCUGAGCGCGCUGCUGUGGCGUCUUCAUAGCGGUCCGGACGCCGAGAACUCCGCCAAGACCUGUAUCCUGGUGACGAACGAUCGCGCGACCCAAGUGUGGGCGCAGAAGUUUGGUAUUGGAGUCAAGAACAUUCUCCAGCUACGCACUGCAAUUCAAUACGAGGAACGCGAGUACAAGAACCGCUGCAAAUACGUCGAGAAGACCCAGACUCAACCUACGGAACAGCCCAAGACCCUCCUAUCGUACGAGGAGGACUCUGACGAGGAUGAGCUGGUUUUCGUCCCUCGUGGUGGUCGUGGCGGCAAGGGAUCUUCUUCGCGCGGUGGCCGGGGUGGGUCCUCUCGUAAGGCUGCCCCGAAAGCCGCACCGGUUGCCGUUGAGACUACUCCUAUCGAGGUUCCUACCCAGCCCAUUGAUCCGGACUCGUUCAGCCGCUCUCUGGGUGGUGCGAACAAAGCGCCAGCUACCGUGGACCUGAGCACCCAGCAGGGUGCUGCUCGUGGCAUGGCCGGGGCAUCUCGCCGUUCGGGUGGACGUCGCGGAGGGUCCACUCGUGGCCCUGGACGAGGCAGUGGCCGUGGACGGGGUAAGCUAUGGGUUCCUUGA